Molecule: messenger RNA, 663 nt
Organism: Suillus paluster
Lineage: Eukaryota; Fungi; Basidiomycota; Agaricomycetes; Boletales; Suillaceae
Exons: 4
Coding region: 1-663 (220 amino acids)
Source: RefSeq, a predicted model, not a curated record
AUGGAGAUCUUCAUUUCAUUCUUUGGUGAUUUUACAGAGCCUUUUGAGGGAAACUUCUACACAAUGGAGCUCCCAGUGGAUGGUGGCAUAGUGGAGUUCUGGCCAGUGGUGGACCAGUUCCACAAGGUACUGAACAUCCUCAAGAUUCAGUUUCCUCAGAUGACCUGUGAAUUCACUUCAUGGUUUGACUACAUCACCAGUGUGCUGAUAAAGCUUUCGGAUGCAGAAGAAUGUCUGUCUCAAGAAGCCAACACAAUCAAGGAUUUCAUGAAGACUAAGGAUAUCUUGCUCAUACAUCCAGCCCAGCACCUCUGCUCGCCCUAUUCCUACCUGUUUUCGCAUGUUCGGUGCAACAACACCUACUCUGGCUAUCCCAUCCACACUGCGCCUUCCUCCAACUAUGACCCCAAUGACCCCUCAGCGAUUGAAGAGCAACUUGCUCUCCAGAUGCAGAUGGACCUAAUCUCCAAGCAUGCACCAUAUGUGAAACUCUUUCCAAGGGCAUCGCUGCUCGUCGAUGGGGUUGGAGCUGAACAUAGAUUUGCAGUGGGUGGUUCUCUUGAGAAAGGACUUCUCACAGCUGUGGAUGAGCUACUGUGGGCAGAUCAACCUGAUGAUGCGGGCCAUUGUUGUUCAAAGCAUCAGUCAAAUGUGUUCCCUUGA